Molecule: messenger RNA, 1663 nt
Organism: Beta vulgaris subsp. vulgaris (sugar beet)
Lineage: Eukaryota; Viridiplantae; Streptophyta; Magnoliopsida; Caryophyllales; Amaranthaceae
Product: nuclear transcription factor Y subunit A-10
Exons: 6
Coding region: 221-1222 (333 amino acids)
Biological process (GO): regulation of transcription by RNA polymerase II
Molecular function (GO): DNA-binding transcription factor activity, RNA polymerase II-specific; RNA polymerase II cis-regulatory region sequence-specific DNA binding
Source: RefSeq, a predicted model, not a curated record
CUUCUUUGUUUCUCUCUCCUCUCUUAUGUCUCCUACCUUGAGACGAGAUUUUCUUCCUUAUGGGUCGGAUUUCAUUUUGCUUACUCAAACAUUAAGUUCUCCAAAUUUUCUUUAACGCUACAAUUUAGUUUACUGUACUUCUCUACCUGCUGCCUGCUACUUUGCUGAAGUCUAGGUAUUGGAAUCAUUCAUUUGGCGUUCGAGGUCUGAUUCCGAAUUGAUGAAAAAUCUUUAUAGGUCAAUAGACUGUAGUCUGUACCCUGGAAAGAGCAAAUUUAAGAGUAUAGGGAUGCAGAAGAGUGCCACCAACCGUCAGGUAUCGUCAAUUGGGUCUAUGCCUUGGUGGGUAUCUGCAGGAUCACAAGAGGAGCAUAUUGAUUCAACUAAUCUCAAUCAAUUCGAUUGGGUUGGUGAGCACCAAAAAUCUCAGCACAUUAUGAGUGGAAUACCAGAGAAAGAAAAAGAAGCUGCUUUCCAUCUUGCUUUUUGUGCUGGGGAUAACAAAAACUCUUCGAAAGAAAACAAUGUUCGUGAUAAUCAAACAAACAGUUUCCAACAGUCCUCCCUUCCCCAAGAAAAGAGCUAUUUUGAGCUUGGUCUUGGUCAGCCAAUGGUCUAUGGAAAUUAUCCUCUUGCUGAUCAAUGCCAUGGAUUAUUCGCAGUUUACGGGACUCAGCCUACGGGACGUGUCAUGCUGCCAUUCAGUGUGACAACUGAAGAUGGACCUAUAUAUGUGAAUCCGAAACAAUAUCAUGGAAUUUUACGCCGCCGAAAAAUGAGAGCAAAGGAAGGGAUGAAGAGCCGGUCAGCCAAAGAUAAGCCAUAUAUCCAUGAAUCACGUCACCGCCAUGCCUGUCGUCGCGCAAGGGGUGCUGGUGGACGCUUCCUCAACAUCAAGAAUCUUGAAAAUGAGAAGAAUAAGCAGGAAACAGAGAGGACAUCUGAUCAAUUGACCUUUCCUUCCUCACAGUCAUCAAGCUCUGAAGUUGUUCAGUCAGAAGGUGGACACAUGAACUCCUCAAAGGAAGUCUCUGAUUCUAAGAGCUCAAUUUUGUCAGGAUCGGAAGUUACGAGCAUGUAUUACAGCAAAGAGUUCGAUUGCUUCGGUCUCAAUCCUAGCCGUCCAUUUGCUUUCCACCCUUUACCAAGUAUGGAAGGAAACAGGCAGGGCGGUAACUGGGUUACAACACCUGAUGGCUGUUGCAACCUCUUUAAAGUUUGAGAAAGAAAAAGGAUACUAAAACGGAUGGUUGCUUUAACUGUGGAACACUUUUCUAGAUUAGCAAUCAUUCUGCCCCUUAAGCCGUUACAGAGGAGUUAAAGGAGCUCCUUGACAACGGUCACUCUCUCGAUAUUUACCAUUUGGUUGUGUUAUCAGAUGGCAAGUCAUCCUUUGGCUAUUCGGAGGUCUGUAAUUGUUGCUCAGUUUGAACUCUAGAGCUGUCUCGCUCUUGAGUGGUUGCAGUGACAAGAGGCCUUUUUGUAUUAUAGUAAGAAGCUUUCAUCCUAAGGGGUCUUAUUUGCUCGACUAAAAGUCAGUAAAUGAGGUUUGCUCGUUGACUAAACUUUAAUGCCUACUUAUGCUUGUAUUGUGGUCUGGACUGCUGUGUGUAUAUGCUACUUUGAAUUUGUAAUAUAUGUUUUCAUUGGGUUUCUCAAAUAA